CCGCGGGGCCCCGCCGGACAUGGAGCGGGCCCGGGCCGCCUGGGUGCUGCUGCUGCUGCUCCUGCUCCUCCUGCUGCCGCCCGCCCUGCCCGCCGCGCCGGGAGAAUUCGACCCCUACCGAGUGCUGGGGGUCGGCCGCGGCUCCAGCCAGGCCGACAUCAAGAAGGCCUACAAGCGGCUCGCCCGGGAGUGGCACCCUGACAAAAACAAGGACCCGGGAGCAGAAGACAAAUUCAUCCAGAUUAGCAAGGCCUAUGAGAUUCUCUCCAACGAGGAAAAGAGGGCAAACUUCGAUCGCUACGGAGAUGCUGGGGAAAGCCAGGGCUUCUCUCAGCACCAGCAUCGCCAGUUCCACCGCUUCCACGACGGCUUCUAUUUCGACGAGUCCUUCUUCCACUUCCCUUUCAAUUCCGAGAGACGCGACACCUCCGACGAGAAGUAUUUGCUGCACUUUUCCCACUACAUGAACGAAAUCGUGCCGGACAGCUUCAAGAAACCUUACCUCAUCAAAAUCACCUCGGACUGGUGCUUCAGCUGCAUCCACAUCGAGCCCGUGUGGAAGGAAGUCGCUCAGGAGUUGGAGGCGCUGGGAGCGGGAAUCGGCGUCGUGCACGCAGGGUACGAGCGGCGCCUCGCCCACCACCUGGGUGCCCACAGCACUCCCACCCUGCUGGGGCUCAUCAACGGGAAAAUAACCUUCUUCCACAAUGCUGUCGUUCGGGAAAACCUGCGGCAGUUCGUGGAGAACCUUCUGCCAGGGAACCUUGUCGAAAAGAUUACAGAUAAAAACUACAUCCGCUUUCUGUCUGACUGGAGGAAGGACAACAAGCCCCACGUCCUACUGUUCGAUCAUAUGCCAGUUGUGCCAUUAUUAUACAAGCUGACUGCCUUUGCCUACCGAGACUACCUGUCCUUUGGGUACGUGUACGUCGGGCUCCGAGGCACCGAAGAGUUGUCCAGUCAGUACAACAUCAACGUCUACAGUCCCACCAUGAUGAUCUUCAAGGAGCACAUCGACCGGCCUGCUGACGUUGUGCAGGCACGAGAGAUGAAGAAGCAGCUCAUUGAUGACUUCCUUUCUCAGAAUAAGUUCCUCAUGGUGGCCAGACUCACCAACCAGAGGCUGUUCCAGGAGCUGUGUCCCGUCAAGAAGUCUCACCGUCAGCGCAAGCACUGCGUGGUCUUGCUUACUGGGGAAGGAGAUAAGUUUGCUGAGGCUUACGAGGCCUUUUUGACUUUUGCUGUGGCCAACACAAAAGACACACUGAAGUUUGUGUACAUCUACAGCGAACGGCAGCCGGAGUUUGCAGACGCCUUGCUGAUGGAUGAGGAGAAGUACCGGGGAAGAUCAGCUGUGGUCAUUCUGGAGAGACGCAAUAACGCGGGGAAGAUCGCCUACAAAGCCUUGGAGGAGGCCUGGCAAGGCAGCAAGGAGGACAACUUCAUCCUCCUGGAUCUCCUGGACCAGCUGAGGACGGACCCUGGCCUGCUGUCAUCAGAGACUGUCGUGGCAGACCUGAAUGAUGAGCUGGCUCCUAUGUUCCUUAUCCGAUGGCUCUACUCCUCGCUGGACUACAUCUCAGACUGCUGGGACAGUUUGUUUCACAGUAACUGGCGAGAAAUGAUGCCGCUGCUGUCCUUGCUCUUCUCCGCGCUCUUCAUUCUCUUUGGCACCGUUAUUGUUCAGGCUUUCAGUGAUUCGAGUGACACGAGGGACUCUCCGCCCUCGGAGAAAGAAGAGACCGCCGCGAAGACAGAGAAGAACGACGUGAGCUUCAGCAAAGAGAGUAACAGCAGGAUUCCCAAAAAGGGCUUUGUUGAGGUGACUGAGCUAACGGACAUCAACUACACCAGUAACUUGGUGCGCCUGAGGCCGGGCCACAUGAACGUUGUCCUGAUCCUGUCCAACUCGACCAAAACACCCCUGCUCCAGAAGUUCGCCCUGGAAGUCUACACAUUCACAGGGAGCAGCUCUCUUCACUUCUCCUUCCUCAGCCUGGACAAGCACCGAGAGUGGCUGGAGUACCUGCUGGAGUUUGCGCAGGACGCGGCCCCCAUCCCAAACCAGUACGACAAGCAUUUCCUGGAGCGCGACUACACGGGCUACGUGCUGGCUCUGAACGGCCACAAGAAAUACUUCUGCCUCUUUAAGCCUCACAGAUCAGGGGACGAGGGGGGAACCCCGGGAUCGUGCGAGGAUUACAAUGCCUCGCUACAGGCGGAAGCCAGAGGGAAACCCUCCUGCAGCCCGGGAUCUAGAUCCAUUAAAAACAAAUUACACAAAUUGUCCUUCUGGAUGGAACGCCUCCUAGAGGGUUCCUUACAGAGGUUCUAUAUCCCCUCGUGGCCCGCGCUAGACUGAGGGAUUUUACAGAGAUUCUAAGGGACAAACUUUUUAUGAAGAUGACAAGGGGACAGCUCUUUCCAGGAACACACAAACAAGCGUGAUGAAUGGACCUUAGGUUUUAGGUGAACCCUCCUGGGGCCGGAGACUAAAACGUAUCUCCCCCCAUCCGGAGCCCGGGAGCGCAGCCAAGUGCACCCACGUGCCCUCCACCGACCCGCCGUGUGCUCGGACGCCGUCCUACCGAAGAGCCAAGAAGUCUGUUUAUUCCCUUCUCGUCCUGCCACAUCUGCUUCCCGAGUCGCCCCUGUUCCAUCUCUUGUUUUUACCUCGGUCGAA
Empidonax traillii (willow flycatcher) is the source of this 2683-nucleotide messenger RNA. It is a transcript of the gene DNAJC16, whose product is annotated as DnaJ heat shock protein family (Hsp40) member C16. Lineage: Eukaryota; Metazoa; Chordata; Aves; Passeriformes; Tyrannidae. Bases 20 to 2362 code for a protein of 780 amino acids. The record is from RefSeq and is a predicted model, not a curated record. The transcript has 14 exons.